Molecule: messenger RNA, 675 nt
Organism: Angiostrongylus costaricensis
Lineage: Eukaryota; Metazoa; Nematoda; Chromadorea; Rhabditida; Metastrongylidae
Source: the annotation of a GenBank genome assembly
AUGGUGGGCAAGUUUUUCUAUGGCUCGUUCAUAUUCAAAAAUUUCAGGACAAAACGUGGCAGCUAUGAAAGGCCCAGCUACAUAGGGAAGCAGUAUGAUGAAAGCCAGCAACUAUCACCGCCUGGGAGCAUCGGACCACCAACUCCAAUAAAGCCUUCACAAACAGGAUAUGUGCCAGUAAAGCAGCCACCACCACCACCUUACGCACCCCCGCCUCCACCACAGCCUUACGUGCCGCCAGCACCACCACCUCCACCGCCACCGCCACCCCCAUCACCACGACCAACUUACGGAUUGAAACAAGGCCCAUCUAGCUAUGGUAGACCACCUUAUGUUGAACCACCACCACAUUACAGGCCGAAGAAAGGCUACGGUAGACCAGCAAUUGUAAGCCCACCAUCACUUUACAGACCAAGGCUAAGCUAUGGCAGACCACCGCAGCCUUAUCCACCAUUCAUAGAAGAUCCUUUUCCACAUGGUUCUUUUAGUCCACAAGAGUUUUCACCUGAAAACUUUGGAGAGCAGUUUGGUCCAAUUGGUCCAUUUGGCACUGGAAUGAAUCCUCAAUUCCCACUGCUGGGACAGCAAUCGCCCACUGGUUUCCCAGGCAGCCAAGCACUUGUACCUGCAUCUUCUAAGAUUGCUGAAGACCCCUCCUUGAAGAAGACUGUCUAA